UUUCAUCUUAAAAGGGGGAAGAGGUGGUGACUCAUGUAUUUAAACAACAGUUUCUCUGCAACUUCCAAAUUUCCGGACGUGUUUACCUCUAGAAAUUUCGCCGUAUUGACUGGCCUGAGCACCUGGAUGAGUUAAUUGUAAAAGGCAGUUGACAUUUAUACUUUGUUUAACGGGAAAACUACUGCCACUUUCUGCCUGAACACAUGAAUGAACAGCAUAUUAUUAGCCUGGAGGCAAAUUAAUAAUUAUAAAGCACCGUGUGGAUCUAUUUUCAAGGCGGACGGAGACACAAGCUAUAGCGGCGGAAGGAUCCCACUGAAAUUAGUCCCAGAUGCGGAUGGUUACAUUGGUCAGAUCAGUCAGGUGCAGGUGCUGCUGGUGGCUCUGUUUUCCUCGGUGCUGCUGGUCCGGGUCAGCGGCGCUCCACGCAGAGACAUGCUGACGGAAAUGCUGAGAGCAGACCUCGCCAAGGACAAGGAUCUCACCCAGUUGCUCUUCCUCAAGUUUGUGUCUGAUCUGGUUGCGGCGAGAGAAAACGAGAUGCUCCCAGAGUUGGAGGAGGAUGAGCUGGGAGCCAGGGAGGAGGUGAUGCGCCGACACCUUCCCCUCUCCCAGAGAGAGCGCAAGGCAGGCUGCCGCAACUUCUUUUGGAAGACGUUCACCUCAUGUUAGCACAAGAGCUGGGGUAUUUCUAUGUCCAGUAUGUAAAGACUCUCCUUGUUAUUUUGUGUUGUACAUCACUUUUCUCAAAGGUGUUAAAUGUAACUGGCUUAUUUUGGAUGCCAAGUAAGAUAUGCACGUGAACUGGUUACUGUAGACUAAUACCAGACUGUGUGAUUUGUGUGUAAAU
This is a messenger RNA of Myripristis murdjan (pinecone soldierfish), 850 nucleotides long. RefSeq names its product somatostatin 5 (gene sst5). The record is from RefSeq and is a predicted model, not a curated record. Gene Ontology annotation, cellular component: extracellular region. The transcript is spliced from 4 exons. Gene Ontology annotation, biological process: regulation of cell migration. NCBI's taxonomy places the organism in Eukaryota, Metazoa, Chordata, Actinopteri, Holocentriformes, Holocentridae. Bases 208 to 672 code for a protein of 154 amino acids. Gene Ontology annotation, molecular function: hormone activity.